CAUACUAUCCUCCACAGUAACACGCACCACAUCGCACACUCCGGUCAUUCACUUCCCUCAAAUUCACCUCCCAAUAUGCCCCUAUCAAAAGAAGCCUACCUGAGUGAUUCCUGGAAGGAUGGCCUGUUUACGAACAAAGUCGUUUUUUGCACGGGAGGUGCAGGAACUAUUUGUAGCGCUCAGGUCCGCGCUCUGGUUCAUCUAGGUGCCAAUGCUUGCAUCGUCGGCAGAAAUGUUGAUAAGACCGAGAAAGCAGCCCAGGACAUUGCGACCGCCCGUCCUGGUUCCAAGGUCAUCGGCAUUGGCGCCGUGGACGUACGAAAACUGGAUAGCCUUCAAGAUGCGGUGGAUCGCUGCGUCCGAGAACUUGGUGGGAUUGAUUUUGUCAUCGCCGGAGCGGCCGGUAAUUUCCUCGCCUCUAUCAACCAGCUCUCAGCGAACGCUUUCAAAUCGGUCAUGGACAUUGACGUCCUGGGGUCUUACAAUACCCUCAAGGCGACUCUACCGUACCUAGUUGAGUCGGCCAAAAAGCACAGAGUGGACUCGAAAACGCUCAAGCCUUCUGCGGCAGGUACCGGAGGACGUAUCAUUUUUGUCAGUGCUACCAUUCAUUAUAGGACGAUGCCUUUCCAAACGCACGUGUCAGUUGCCAAGGCAGGCGUGGAUGCACUGUCGCACAGUGUUGCUAUUGAGUUUGGCCCUCUGGGCAUCACCUCCAAUAUUAUUGCACCUGGACCCAUUGCUUCGACAGAGGGUCUCGACCGUCUCCUCCCGAGUGACAGUAUGGAGGCUUACACUAAGUCGCAGCCGCUAGGCCGAUUCGGCUCUGUGCGUGACAUCGCUGACGCCACCGUGUAUGUCUUUGCAGACACUGGCAGUUAUGUCAGUGGUCAAACUCUAGUUGUUGAUGGCGCAUCCUGGAGGAUGUCGGCCGGUGGUGCAGCCUAUGGAAAGCUUUCGUAUCCUGAUUUCCUCCUUUCAGGCGACGCAGUUCCCAACGUGAAAGGCCAGAAGACAUCCAAACUUUGAUGGUGCACCCCCAGUUGAGUAAUAAUUUUUCUGUUUAUGCUUUGCUCAGUAUAGAAUUCGUCGUCAACUUCCAUAGCAAGUAUUGUUAAGAAGGGCAGCACUUGUGCUUUGCGGACAAAGAGGCCCUUACAAUUUCAAAGACCCCAUUCGUUUCACAGUGUUCUCCAGCUCUGUCGAAACUCCACGUGUCAUGCUACAUCGAACAAGACAACAAAGAAACCGAUGAAAUAUCAAGACAAUGCCCGGGAUUGACAAAACUGCCCCUCAGGCGAAAUCCGAAAUUUGAGAAAGUUUCAGGGAACUAUCAAUAGAUUCGAAUAAAGGCCCAGU
This is a messenger RNA of Aspergillus sclerotioniger CBS 115572, 1359 nucleotides long. RefSeq names its product SDR family oxidoreductase. Lineage: Eukaryota; Fungi; Ascomycota; Eurotiomycetes; Eurotiales; Aspergillaceae. The coding region runs from base 76 to 1029 and encodes 317 amino acids. The record is from RefSeq and is a predicted model, not a curated record. The transcript is spliced from 6 exons. Gene Ontology annotation, biological process: fatty acid catabolic process. Gene Ontology annotation, molecular function: 2,4-dienoyl-CoA reductase (NADPH) activity.